Messenger RNA from Rhizophagus irregularis DAOM 181602=DAOM 197198, 1891 nucleotides. RefSeq lists its product as uncharacterized. Lineage: Eukaryota; Fungi; Glomeromycota; Glomeromycetes; Glomerales; Glomeraceae. Gene Ontology annotation, molecular function: Hsp70 protein binding. The record is from RefSeq and is a predicted model, not a curated record.
GUGAGAUCGAAUCCUGACCUUAUGUCACUGGUCAGAUCAUUGCCUAUUUGGAAAACACUCUCAGAUCCGUUAAAUGAAGAUUUUGAACCGCCUUUAAAAGCAGCAUUACACGGACACAUUUUACCCAGAAAAAUGCCGCAUUAUCGAACAAGAGAUUCCAGAAUUUUUUUAGAUGCUAGUAUUGAUAUUACUCGUCGAGUUCUUACUGAACUCAAUGUUCCCUUGCGAAAUAUCCGCGAUUAUACAUUCGAGGACGUUGAAUUCCCUACUGUCGAAUGUGAUAAUUAUUAUCAUCAUUUCUUAAGAAACAUACUCAGUACCAAUACAAUCACUGGAAUAGUUCAAGGUUUACGACCUAGGCGUUGUUUUCCUACAUCUUCUCGUAGAUUAAAGAGAAUUAACGACUUAUAUGAUCAAAACAACGAAGUCUUUAGGAUCGUGUUUGGAAAUACGGAUGUCUUCCUUCAUCCUGACUUUUCAGAUUUCUCAUUGACAUUGUCAAGUAUUGGAUUUAAUAAUACAAUCGAUCAAAGGACAUUUAUCAAGUGUGCAGAGAAAAUUGAGGAAUUACAAACUGAUACGAGCCCUCCAUCUGACUUACGAUACAGAGGUUUUAUAUUAGUUGAUUAUUUAUAUAAAAAUAUUGAAGAAUUUGAUUUAGAGGCCAUUGAAAGAAUUCCGUUUGUUCCAAUUGCUAGAAGUUUGGAUUUACCCUACAGUCAACACUAUAAUCAUACUCAAAUAUUAGAUAGUUUUAGGAAUAUAAUUAUUCCCAGAUAUAAAGAAGUUGCAUGGAGUAGAAAGUGCUUGAUUGCGGAAGAUGUAAUACCGCCGCAAACCAUACUCCAAGAUUAUCCUUCACUUGGUAAACCAAGUGCUCCUAUUGUAGUAGUACAUCUCCGUUUCUUACAUAGAACUCUCCGAGAUGAAUGGAGGAAUAAUUGGGCUGGAGCAUUUAAACAUAACAUUGAAGAGAUUUAUAAAUGGCUUGAAGGGGAAUGUCUAAAUGGAGAACUUAACUUAUUAGAUUACAUUAGAGAAGAAGAUAGGUUGUUUCUCAAUAUUAAUAGAGAUCAAGAUCCAUUUGAUCUUCGCAACUGGGUUUCUGCAGAUGAUUUGAUUCUGAAUGCUGCACCGGAGGAGGAGAGAUUUGUAAAGUCAAGUCUUGCUACAUAUCCUAAUAUGCUCAGAAGUGUUGGUGUCCGAGAAGUUACACGGCCAAAUUUUGAAAUUAAUGUUAGAAGACAUAACCAGUCAAAUUUUGGUCAAAGCAACAUGUUUAGAUAUUUCUUGGAUCAAAAUUUCCCCUUGCACGAUGUCACUUUUAUAAUGAAUAACGAUAGGAUAAAGACAAGCCGAUUCGUACUCGCUGCAAGCUCUGAAUUUUUCCGCGAGGAAUUCGUUACAGGGAGAUAUGCAGGACAAAGUCCGCCGAUUACAAUCAAUAUUAGGAACCUUGAACCAAUUAGGGACAUUAGAUUCAAUUCAAUGCGCAUUUUGUUACGCUACCUCUAUGGCCAAAGUAUUGAUCAUGCAAUUCAAAAUCGUCAAAGCUUAAAUGGUGAUGAUGAAGAACAUCAUAUUGUAGUGAAUGAUAGCAAUAAUUUAGUACUAUAUAAAGAUUUACUUAAGAUGGCAAAUUAUUUCGUGUUAAAUCAUUUGAAAGAGCUAAUGGAGUUGAGACUUUCAUAUUUAGUUACAAGGUUGAACGUUCAAGAAAUGAAUAGGUUUGCAUCAAGUUCAGGGGCCAAUCAACUCAGAGGAUUUUGUGAACGUUUUAUCGAAACUAAUGGUAGGUUGUAAGAAUGAAAUAAUGUAAUAUGAUCGUUAUUUAACGUUGUUUAAUAUGUAUAUUUAAAUAUUAAAUUGUAAAAUAAGUAAAUAAGUAAAU